Ricinus communis (castor bean) is the source of this 1237-nucleotide messenger RNA. Its product is annotated as probable methyltransferase-like protein 23. The record is from RefSeq and is a predicted model, not a curated record. The transcript has 9 exons. The coding region runs from base 245 to 961 and encodes 238 amino acids. NCBI's taxonomy places the organism in Eukaryota, Viridiplantae, Streptophyta, Magnoliopsida, Malpighiales, Euphorbiaceae. Gene Ontology annotation, cellular component: cytoplasm; nucleus.
GGUGUCAAUUAAGCCCUUCUGUUGAUGGGUUAAUAUUUCCGUCGUGAACACUGGCCUCCGCUCUUUUUUCUAGAGCGCCAAAAUAAACCGCUCUUUGUUCUUCACCUCACGUUCUUCUCACGUGAGACUCUGCCACUCUCUAAACUCACUGUAAUUCAACAAAGUUCAAUGCAAAUUGCAGUUACCUUUCUUCUUUUCCAAUUUACAACGAAACAAAUUCAAUUGAAAACUUGAGCAGGGUGGAAUGAAAGGCAAAGACGACGACGAAGAACCAUCGCACCGAAAUAUGUCGACGGUAUCUCAUCAUGUUUUUGGUGACGGCCUGGAAAAACCAGCUUUCUCCGUCUCUACAAUUGAGAAUAUGAAGGAAGAGUACGGGCUAUUUGUGUGGCCUUGUAGCGUAAUUCUUGCCGAGUACAUUUGGCAACAAAGAGAGCGAUUUUCUGGUGCUGAUGUCGUUGAGCUCGGAGCUGGGACUUCUUUGCCUGGAUUGGCUGCUGCUAAGUUGGGCUCUCAUGUCACUCUCACUGAUGACUCUAAUAGCCUUGAGGUGCUGGACAACAUCAGAAAAGUGUGUUACCUGAAUAAGCUUAAGUGUAAAGUACUGGGACUAACAUGGGGAAUUUGGAAUAUAUCUAUAUUUGAUUUGAAGCCGAAUAUCAUUCUUGGUGCUGAUGUACUUUAUGAAUCCAGCGCGUUUGAUGACCUCUUUGCCACUGUGACAUUCCUGCUCCAGAAAUCUCCAGGUUCUGUCUUCAUCACAACUUAUCAUAACCGAAGUGGACACCAUCUUAUUGAAUUCUUGAUGGUGAAGUGGGGUUUAAAAUGUGUGAAGCUUCUUGAUGGAUUUUCUUUCAUGCCAUCCCACAAGGCUUCUGGGUUAAGUGGCAACAUUCAACUGGCAGAGAUCAUGUUAAACAAUGAGCAGACUAAUGAGAGUAACAUUGCCAAGGCAAGGUGAUUGCUUUGGACAUUCAAGUUAUUGCAAGGCUAAAGCCAGAAUAUCAGCACAAGAAACUACACCAGGACACGAAGCUUCAACUUCUUUCUUUGCAUUGUCAAUGACAUAAAAGGCAUGUAGUGAAACAUUAGGUGGACCGUCUUUCUCUGCCUUAUUGCUGCCUUUUGAAUUUAACAGCACUGAAGCAUCACAGCCCUUAGAAACAAACAGACAACAAGCAGUAAGUUGGAGAUAUAAGUGAUCUAAGAAAACAAGUAUGCUGUUUCAUUUCCUACC